Juglans regia (Persian walnut) is the source of this 2827-nucleotide messenger RNA. RefSeq names its product probable LRR receptor-like serine/threonine-protein kinase At4g37250. Bases 311 to 2674 code for a protein of 787 amino acids. Gene Ontology annotation, biological process: protein phosphorylation. Gene Ontology annotation, molecular function: ATP binding; protein kinase activity; protein binding. The transcript has 2 exons. The record is from RefSeq and is a predicted model, not a curated record. Lineage: Eukaryota; Viridiplantae; Streptophyta; Magnoliopsida; Fagales; Juglandaceae.
AUGCUAUUCGUGUACCAUAUUUCUUCUUCUUUAUUGAAGUAAAAUAGGCGUACAAGAAGGAGAGGAACAGAGAAGGAGAGGAACAAGACAUUUGUGACAGCAAUUAAUCAUUUCAAGUAAAGCCUUAAUUACUAGCGCAGAGAGCAUAUUGGUACCAAGUUUGGUUUGGUGAGCUGUGUAUUUCUGCACCCAUUCUCAUUUUUUAUAGCAGUCUUCAAUCACAUGGCCACUGCAUCAUCAUAAAUCUCAGUUACCUCUCUCUCUCUCUCUCUCUCCCUUGAGUGAAGAUGUAAAAUCAGUGUGUAAAAUCAUGAGCUCUGAGAGUAGUUUUCUUCUCCAUUUAUGGUGGAGAAUUCUUUCACUUGCUUUACUUUUAGUUCAUUCUGCUGGACUUAAUACAGAUGGUACUCUCUUGCUUUCUUUCAAGUACUCUAUUCUCAGCGACCCUCUUUACGUGCUAGAGAGCUGGACAAAGGACGAGGAGUCGCCAUGUUCAUGGAAAGGAGUUACAUGUGCAGCUCCAGGCUUAGCUGCCGAUACUCAGUACGCUCCAGUGAUCGCCUUAGCUCUACCAAAUUCGCAGCUUCUCGGUUCGAUUCCUGCCAAUCUGGGCAUGAUUGAACACCUCCAAAAUCUCAACCUUUCCAACAAUUCUCUCAAUGGGUCUCUUCCUUCUUCGCUCUUCAACGCAACUCAGCUUCAGUUUCUUGAUUUGUCAAACAACUUGAUCUCUGGGGAGCUACCAGAGACAAUAGGCCAGCUUAAAAACGUCCAGUUUCUUAACCUCUCUGACAAUGCCUUGGCGGGAAGUGUACCCAACAACCUUACUACCCUCAGAAAUCUAACCGUUGUUUCUUUGAAGAACAACUACUUUUCCGGUACUAUUCCGAGCGGGUUCGAAGCUGUUCAAGUUUUAGAUCUGUCCUCGAAUCUGAUGAAUGGAUCUUUACCGUCUGACUUUGGUGGUUCUAGUCUACGUUACUUGAACAUCUCUUAUAACAGGUUUUCUGGGAAUAUCCCACCAGGGUUUGCCGAGAAAAUUCCAGGUAAUGCUACUAUUGACUUGUCAUUCAACAAUCUCAACGGAGAAAUCCCUGAAUCGGAUGUUUUCAUGAACCAAGACUCCAAAUCAUUUUCUGGGAAUCUUGAUCUGUGUGGAGAACAAACCAAGAAUCCGUGUCCUAUUCCUUCUUCUCCUUCAUCUUCUCCGCUUAAUGACUCUGCUCCUACUUCUCCUCCUGCAAUUGCUGCCAUUCCAAAGACGAUGAAUUCAACCGAAGAAAACUUUGCACCCGGAUCACCAACUGGAUCGUCUCAGCAAGGAAGUCAAAACGGGCUGAGACCAGCAACGAUCAUAGGAAUUGUACUCGGAGAUGUUGCAAUCAUUGCAAUUCUCGCUUUGAUUUUCCUGUACGUGUACCGACUGAAGAAGAAAAAGAAGAGCGCCGAUAACACAGCGAAGCAAGAAGCUAACACAGCUACGGAUAAUAUGUCAUCAUCGUCCUCCGAGUCAAGAGGGUUCACGAGGUGGUCAUGCUUGCGAAAGACAGCGGAAGAGGAAGAUGGCUCAGAGGCAACGAGCUCUGACGAUGGGGAAUUAGGAGAACACCAUGGCGGCCAAAGGGGUCAAGAAAAUCAACAUCAUCAUCGGCAACAAGAGCAGGAGCAGGGCAAAGGAGGGACACUGGUGACCUUCGAUGGUGGGGAGAAACAACUGGAGCUUGAGACGCUGCUAAAGGCUUCAGCCUAUAUAUUAGGCGCCACUGGUUCGAGCAUAAUGUACAAGGCAGUGCUCGAAGAUGGGACAGCAGUUGCGGUCCGGAGGAUCGGCGAGAGCAGCGUGGAGCGGUUCAAAGACUUCGAGAACCAGGUCCGUGUCAUAGCUAAGUUAGUGCACCCCAACCUGGUUCGCAUUCGUGGCUUCUACUGGGGUAUCGACGAGAAGCUCAUCAUCUAUGACUUCGUUCCCAAUGGCAGCCUCGCCAUUGCUCGUUACAGGAAAGUGGGCUCCUCGCCUUGCCAUCUACCAUGGGAGUUCAGGCACAAGAUAGCCAAAGGUGUGGCCCGCGGCCUUGCUUACCUCCACGACAAGAAGCACGUGCAUGGAAACUUGAAGCCUAGCAACAUCCUCUUGGGCUCCGAUAUGGAGCCCAAGAUUGGGGAUUUUGGGCUUGAGAGACUUGUAUCCGGUGACACGAGCUAUAAAGCUGGAGCUUCGGCUCGAAUUUUUGGGAGCAAGAGAUCCACAACCUCGCGUGAUAGCUUUCAAGAUAUUGCAAUUGGGCCUAGUCCUAGCCCCAGCCCAAGCUCAUUGGGCGUAUCGCCUUAUAAUGCACCGGAGUCACUUAGAAGCCUAAAGCCCAAUCCAAAGUGGGAUGUGUACUCUUUUGGGGUUAUGUUACUUGAGCUACUUACUGGGAAGGUUAUAGUUUUAGAUGACAUGGGCCAAGGAACUGGGCUUAUAGUUGAGGAUAAGAGUCGGGCUUUGAGGAUGGCUGACGCAGCAAUCCGCGUUGAUUUGGAAGGAAAAGAAGAAGCUUUGUUGGCUUGCUUCAAGCUAGGGUACAACUGUGUCUCUCCAAUCCCACACAAGAGACCCUCAAUGAAAGAAGUCCUACAAGUUCUUGAGAGAAUUCCAUCUUCAUCGUCUUCGUCACACUACUACGGUUCCUAAGAAGAUUGUAACACUUUUGUAGAUCAGAGUGGUGUAUGUAUGAUUGAUUCAUAGGUUGUCAUACGGUCUCGAUGUUGUUUGAAUACAUCUUGUGGUGAGAAACUAAUUUGCCUGCUAAUUUCAGAGUCGGUCCAUACCCCUUUUCAGAUACAA